This is a messenger RNA of Dictyostelium purpureum, 2882 nucleotides long. RefSeq lists its product as uncharacterized. Gene Ontology annotation, cellular component: nucleus. Gene Ontology annotation, molecular function: DNA-binding transcription factor activity, RNA polymerase II-specific; RNA polymerase II cis-regulatory region sequence-specific DNA binding. NCBI's taxonomy places the organism in Eukaryota, Evosea, Eumycetozoa, Dictyosteliales, Dictyosteliaceae. Bases 609 to 2747 code for a protein of 712 amino acids. The transcript is spliced from 3 exons. Gene Ontology annotation, biological process: mitotic cell cycle; positive regulation of transcription by RNA polymerase II. The record is from RefSeq and is a predicted model, not a curated record.
GUCAAUUAGCUAAAUUCAUUUUUUUUAUAAAUAAUUAUUUAGUAAUAUUACAAUAAAAUUUAAAUUACAAUAAAGUUUAUAAUCAAAUAAUCAAUUUUUGUAUAUAGAAUCAUUUGCAUUAAAAUAAAGAUUUUUUUAUUUAAUUUUUAUUUUAUUUUUUAAAAUUUUUUUCACAUUAAAUAUACAAUUUUUUCUCAAUAGCUUCUUUAUUUUAAACAUUAAAUUAACAAUAAACAGUUUAAUAGUAAUCAAAUACUCCUCCUAAUCAUAUAUUUAAAUUCAAUAGAAGUAGUAUAUUUUAAUAAAUUUAUAAAAUUUCAAACAAACCAAGAAAUUUAAAAGUUUUAUAAUAGAAAAUUUAAAUUUAUAUAAAUAGAUACAACAAGCAUACCAAAAUACACAAUAAUAAAAUAGGUUUAAAAAUAAAUUUAAAAAGAGGGAAAUAAUAAUAAAAAAUACAAAGAUAAUAGUAGUACUCAAGCCACACCACAACUUUUUUACAUAUAAAAAUUUAUUUUUUAUUUUUUUUUUAAAAAAAAAAAUAAAUACUGUAUUUAUAUAUUAAAAUAUAUUAAGGUCAUAACAGUAACUAUAGCUCUAGUAAUAUUAUGGCCACAAAUCAACAGAAUAUAAAUAUAAAUAAUAGUAAUAAUAGUAUAAAUAUAAAUAAUAGUAAUAAUAAUAUAAAUAAUAAUAUAAAUAAUAAUAUAAAUAAUAAUAAUAACAAUAAUAAUGGUAAUUCAUAUGGGGAAAGUACAACUUCAACUUCAAUGAUACCACCAUCUAUUACUACUUCAUUAACACCAACACUAUCAUCCCAACCAAGUAAUAUUCAUAAUAUAAGUUUACACCAACCAAUAUUAACCACACAACAAGUUUUAUCUCCAAUGAUGGGAAGUAAAAGAAAAUUAGAAGAGGAUCCAAUUCAAGGCGGGGGUUUAUCAGGAAAUGAUUUUUUAUUAAAUAGUAAUAAUGGGUUAAAACCAAUUUUAGUUUCUUCACCAUUGGCCCAAUCACCUGGUUUAACAUCGAUGCAGAUGGCUUUUGCAAAUGCAUCUUUGUCAACUUCAACUCCAUCUACACCAUUAAGUAUGUCACCUUCAUUGGGACCUUGCUCAGCUCCAAUGUCUCCUUCAAAAAAAAGUAAAAACUCAAGAAAUAGUAAAUCGAAAUAUCUCAGUACUUCGACUGAAGAUGGCCAAAAUAGUAGAUGGGGUAACACUACAAAUACAACUACAGGUAAACCAUCAAGCCCGGGUAUAGUCAAGGGUCCAUGGAAAGAUGAGGAGGAUGCAAAAUUAGUCGAGCUUGUUAAUAAAUGCGGUCCAAAAGAAUGGUCUUCUAUUGCAGCCAAAAUUCCUGGUAGAAUCGGUAAACAAUGUAGAGAGAGAUGGUUUAAUCAUUUAAGUCCCGAGGUAAGAAAAACCAAUUGGACAGCUGAAGAAGAUAAGAUCAUCAUAGAUGCUCAUGCAACUCUUGGCAAUAAAUGGACAGCUAUUAGUAAGAUGUUGGACGGUAGACCUGCCAAUGCAAUUAAAAACCAUUGGAAUUCCACUUUAUUAAAAAGAAUUGGGGGCAGCGAAUCAAAAUCCUCACCUUCAACUUCAUCUAACAACAGUAAGGAUAUCAAAGAGGAGGAUGACGAUGAAGAAGAAGAAGACCAAGAAGGAAGCUCACCAGUUUUAUCACCAAUUUCGCUAUAUCAGUCUGAUCUUUCUCAACAAGGUCAAUUAAAUAACACAAUACCACCAUUCGCAUUAUCAUCAAGUACAACCACUACAACCACAACUACGACCACAGCAAAUAAUACAUCAAAUACCCCAACAACCAAUGAACCAUUAGUUGCACCAAAAAUAAUUAGGGCACAAACAACCCCAAAUUCUUCACCUUCACUCUCAUCUAAAAAAUCACAUGAUAAACAAAAAGUGCCACAAUCACCUAAAACAUUAGCUAAAAAUCAACAACAACAACCAGUCGUAAUUUCACAACCACACAUCCAACAAUUACCAAUUGAUCAACAAAUUCAAAAUAUUCAAAGUCAAUAUAACCAACAAAAUAUUCCACUACAACAACAAAAUGUAAAUAUUCAACAACAACAACAACCAACUUUAGAUCAAUAUCAAUAUCAACAACAACUAAUGCAACAAUACCAUCAACAAUAUCUUCAACAAUACUAUCACAUAAAUCAACAAAAUCAACAAAAUCAACAACAAAACCAACAAAAUCAACAACAAAACUUUAAUUUGCACCAACAACAAGCUCAACAACAUAUAACACAACAAUCACAACAAAAUUCUUUUAAUAAUGUAGAUAUGCCAUUUUCAAUUGGAGGUACAAAUUCUAAUGUGCCACCAACUUCAAUCGAAACACACGAAGUACCUUACUAUUAUGAUUAUUGGGGCGCUUCAAACACAACUACCCAACCACUUAUUUCACAUUCUGAUACAAGUAUACCUACUUCAACCUCAACUACCGCCUCUGGCGGAUUUACACAUGAGUUUUCAUCAAUGGACCCAAAUAACGAUUUUUUACUUUUUGAUAGCGAUCAUAAUAGAAUACAACCUUUACAACAACACCAACAUAUUAAACAAGAUCAUGCGCAAAUAAGUCAUUUACCUUAUCAUCCUAGUCCACAACAAUCACAGCAACAUAAUCUUUCUCAAUCCCAACCAGCCGUUUCAACACAACAACAAGACCAAGGUUAUAUAAACUAUGAUAUAAGUAGUUUAUUUAAUGUUGAAAUCUAAAAAAAAACAAAAAAAAAAAACAAAAAGCAUUAAAAUCAUGGUUUAAAAUUUUUUUUUUAGACAAAUAAAAAAAAGAUAAAAUAAAUAAAGUUUUUGGUGGUUUUUAUAACUUUUUUUUUUCUUUUGUAAAAUAUC